Messenger RNA from Monopterus albus (swamp eel), 3031 nucleotides. It is a transcript of the gene slc25a23a, whose product is annotated as solute carrier family 25 member 23a. The record is from RefSeq and is a predicted model, not a curated record. Gene Ontology annotation, biological process: transmembrane transport. Gene Ontology annotation, molecular function: calcium ion binding. The coding region runs from base 411 to 1883 and encodes 490 amino acids. The transcript is spliced from 12 exons. Lineage: Eukaryota; Metazoa; Chordata; Actinopteri; Synbranchiformes; Synbranchidae.
AAAUGGCCCUGAUUGAGGAUCGUCAGUCUGUCACGUCAGGAGCAAACUGGAUCCUUAACAGGUCGAUACCACCAUCUGUAGGCCUGUUCGCCGAAAACCAUUAAUACACUAACUGUAAGUAUCGACCUUUCUCUCGCUUCCUGCUUCCUCAACAAGAGUCGCUCUGCAGGACGCGGCGGUCAGUAGUGGGAAGCACAGGGACCUUCUGGACCUGCUGAAUCCACAGGGAGCUGCUUGUUCGGUGUCAAGUCCGGUUUCAGCGCGGGCUCGGAUCCAGUUGAGCCCCGGACCCAGCGUAGUCCUGCUCCUCUCUGCGUCUCACCAUGCGCGGCGGGUCGGUCUGGAGUCAGGUGGUGGUGAUUGAACCAGUGUCCUGGUAUCCCAUCAGCAGGCUCUGACUCAGAACAGUUAUGGGCUCUCAAGGAACAUGGGUCCCAUGGGCACACUGCCAGGACAGGGACAGUCCUGGUCCAGACCAGGAGAGGGAGAAGUGCUGGGCUGAGCUGUUUGAUCAGCUGGACCUCAACAAAGAUGGACGCAUUGACAUCCUUGAACUGCGGACAGGGCUGGCAGGUCAAGGACUUUCAGCAGGUUCCUUUGAGAGGAUCGUGGAGACUGGGGACACCAACCAGGAUGGAGUACUGGACUUUGAAGAGUUCACACAGUAUCUUCGCAACCAUGAAAAACAGCUCAAGCUCAUGUUUAGCAGCCUGGACAGGAACAAUGAUGGGCAGAUAGAUGCAGUGGAGAUCCAGCACUGUCUACACAGCCUCGGUGUGAACAUCAGCCUGGAGGAUGCCACCAAGAUUUUGCUAAGUAUGGACAAAGAUGGUACCAUGACCAUUGACUGGAAUGAGUGGCGAGACUAUUUCCUGUUUAAUCCUCUCACUAACAUGGAGGAAGUGGCACUUUACUGGAAACAUUCAGUGAUGGUGGAUAUCGGCGAGCUUUUGACAGUCCCAGAUGAAUUUUCAGAAGAAGAGAAGAAGUCUGGCUUUGUGUGGCGGCAGCUGAUGGCUGGAGCUAUGGCUGGAUCUGUAUCUCGGACUGGAACUGCCCCCUUGGACCGUCUCAAAGUCUUCCGACAGGUUCAUGGUUCCACUGACUUUAAAGGGAAUGUGCUGAGCAGUUUUCAGUAUAUGGUGAAAGAGGGAGGAGUGCGGUCGUUGUGGAGGGGCAAUGGAAUCAAUGUUCUUAAAAUUGCCCCAGAGACUGCUAUCAAGUUCUCAGCUUAUGAACAGAUCAAGAAUGUGAUGCGUGGUGGUAAUGACACAAAAAAUCUAAAGGUUCAUGAGAGGUUUGUGGCCGGCUCUAUGGCUGGAGCUACAGCUCAGACAGCUAUCUAUCCAAUGGAGGUGCUGAAGACCCGUCUCACACUAAGAAAAACAGGCCAAUACUCAGGAAUAGCAGACUGUGCCAAACAAAUCCUACAGAAGGAAGGUGUCGCAGUGUUCUACAAGGGUUAUGUACCAAACUUGCUGGGUAUUGUACCUUAUGCUGGCAUUGACCUGGCUGUCUAUGAGACUCUGAAGUUUGCCUGGCUGAACAGGAACAUUGGCUCAGUCGACCCAGGGGUCAUGGUGCUGGUCGGCUGCGGUGCUGUCUCCAGCACUUGUGGACAGCUGGCAAGUUACCCGUUGGCACUGAUCCGCACUCGAAUGCAGGCACAAGCUUCAGAGAAGGGAGCCCCUAAACCCUCCAUGUUGGCCUUGCUUCACAACAUCGUGACCCAGGAAGGUGUUGCCGGACUUUAUCGAGGAAUUUCCCCCAACCUGCUGAAAGUCAUCCCUGCUGUCAGCAUUUCAUAUGUUGUCUAUGAAUACACGAGGAUAGUCCUGGGAGUGGACAUUGAGGGUAGGAGAGGAGGGAAGGGGAAAGGGUAGGAAAAGGAAAGAUGACUUGGGUCUGGCUUUAUCUACAAGCAUGUGCAGAUCUGAUGGCAGUGCAUGAGGAAAUGAGCCUGGAUUGUGGGUGAAUACAUAGUCCUCUGAUUGCUAGUCUUGACAUUAUAUGUUGAAGAUGACAGGAUGAAAAAUAAACCAUGGAAGGAAAAGUGAUUAACAGAUAAACAUUAUGUAUAAUCCAUUGUGAAAAACUCACCUGAAAUUGCAGUUACUGUGAAGAGUUUCAAGUGACAUGCAUUCCAUAUUACAUUGAAAUGCAUGCAGUUGUGUGAAAGCUAACAGCUACUACUGCAUUUCACAUGGACAGAUGGAAACUUGCAUCAACUUGCCUGAGAAUGAGCAGAUAGAAGGUGUAACCACAUUUGCAGUCCAUGUUACAUUCCUACAUCACAGUUAUUUCUCCUAGGUGGUCCUUAGAGAAGAUAAAGGAUUGAUAAGAAGAUUUGUUCAAAUCCCCAUGGAUCACAACGUUCUGGACACCAGUAAAGUUGCACUCAGGACUUUGACUUAGAUAUUCCAAACUAUAGAAAUACUGUAAUUGUCAAGCAGCAUUUAAUAAUGCCAGUACUGAUAAUUACCAAGUUUAAUCUUGUGUGACCUCAUGGACAAUGAAUUGGAAGAUGGUGAAAAUAAGAGAUGUCAAUAUUCUCUUUCAUGGAGGUAUUACUCCUGAGUAAAGCACACCAAAGAUUUUUUAUUUUACAAGUGAGAAACUGCUAAAGCUGUAUCAAGAAGAGCACAGAAGAUUCAAGAUAACCUCUCAUGCAAACGGCCCACCAUGUUUCAUGGGUAUUCACUUUUGUGCCUGCUUUGUUGUAUGUGAACACUACUAGGUUCAGUGCCAUAUACUGUAAAUAGACUACUUUCAUAAACUGUAUAUGCACAGUGUGCAGAUUUAGCACUGUGGAAAAGACAUGAUUUUGACUGUGUCAUGAAACUAUGAGAAAUGGGAUUUAAUGCCAAAACUAGAGUUAAGUGUCAGUAUUCAUUAUGGAAUGUGCAGAUAAAUGCAUGCAUUGUGUUGCUUUUGUUAAAUAAAUACCACAGAGCUUUUUAAUAGAGAACUAAAGUUUCCAUUUGAAAUUACAAAUGUCAAAAUUAAAUAAAAUCACAGCACUAGUACUGUA